AUGCCUCUACCACCACGUUGGUAUCAGUUUUUGAUCGGCGCUUUUGCUUCACUCGGAUCUUUCCUUUACGGAUAUGAUCUCGGUGUGAUUGCCGAAGUGAUUGCAUGCCCAUCGUUCUCAAGCAAAUUCGCUGUCAAUGCAACCCAGUCCGGUCUGGUAGUGUCCAUGUUUACCACUGGUGCCUUCUUUGGAGCUGCAUUGGCCGGACCGACUGGUGAUUACUUAGGCCGAAGAUGGACCAUCGCUAUCGGUGCCUUGAUUUUCUGCUUGGGUGGAGGAUUGCAAACUGGUGCUCAGAAUAUUUCCUAUCUUUAUAGUGGUCGAUUCUUCGCGGGUUUCGCUGCUGGCGUCUUGACAAUGAUUGUCCCMCCCUACCAAGCCGAACUAUGCCAUCCUGAUAUUCGAGGAAGAGUUACUUCGUUGCAACAGUUUAUGCUUGGUGUCGGCGCCCUCUGUGCCUCCUGGAUCAGUUACGGAACUUAUAUUGGCUUUUCGCCAUCUGAUAGUGCCCAAUGGCGAGUUUCAUUGGGUAUCCAAAUUAUUCCUGCAGUUCUGCUAGGAAGUCUUAUCAUGAUAUUCCCUGAGUCGCCGCGUUGGUUGAUAGACAAUGGCCGUGAAGCAGAGGGCUUGAAAGUCCUUGCUAAAUUGCAUAGCCAUGGUGAUGAGAACGAUUCAUGGGUCCGUGCCGAAUUCAGCCUGAUUCAAGAAAGCAUUACUUUCGAGCAUGAGAAUGAAGCCAAGUCAUAUGUUGAGCUGUUUACAUCACGAUCUGCUUUCCGCCGCUUGUUCUUGUGCUGUGCCUUGCAGGCCUCCAUUCAAAUGACCGGUGUAUCCGCUAUCCAGUAUUACUCUGUCGAGAUUUUCAAUCAGAUCGGUAUCAGUGGUGACGAAACACUUCGGUAUCAAGCCAUCAACUCUGUGAUCGCUCUACUGGGUGAAUUCAGUUGUAAUCUAGCAAACAUGGUGACUUUUAUCAUUGCCUGCAUCUUGUUGGCUCAGUUCCCGCCUGAAGUCAACAACUCGGGCGCGCACUGGGGUUUCAUCAUCAUGACCUGGCUGUACAACUUCUCCUUUUCAGCCACCUGCGGACCCCUAUCUUGGAUUAUUCCCGCCGAAGUCUUUGAUACACGAACCCGCGCAAAGGGUGUCUCUAUUGCUACCAUGACAUCUUUCGCAUUCAACACUAUGAUUGGUCAGGUCACACCCAUUGCUAUGCAAAAUGUGCGAUACCGAUACUGGUUCGUGUUCAUCAUCUGCAAUUUCACCAACGCGGUUUUCUUCUGGCUCCUCAUGCCAGAAACGUCAAAGCUUCCUCUCGAGGAGAUGAACAGCCUCUUCACAAAUGCACCAUGGGUUGUCGUUGGAUUGAAAAAGGAAGAUUAUGUGUCUCAUGAUCUUGAGCGUCAUUUGGAAGAAGUAACAGGAAAGACUGAACAGAACACGGCACACUAUGAGUGA
Messenger RNA from Talaromyces amestolkiae, 1458 nucleotides. RefSeq lists its product as uncharacterized. Gene Ontology annotation, cellular component: membrane. Bases 1 to 1458 code for a protein of 485 amino acids. Gene Ontology annotation, biological process: carbohydrate transport; transmembrane transport. Gene Ontology annotation, molecular function: carbohydrate:proton symporter activity. NCBI's taxonomy places the organism in Eukaryota, Fungi, Ascomycota, Eurotiomycetes, Eurotiales, Trichocomaceae. The transcript has 9 exons. The record is from RefSeq and is a predicted model, not a curated record.